This is a messenger RNA of Mercurialis annua (annual mercury), 1334 nucleotides long. RefSeq lists its product as uncharacterized. Gene Ontology annotation, biological process: transport. Gene Ontology annotation, molecular function: transporter activity. NCBI's taxonomy places the organism in Eukaryota, Viridiplantae, Streptophyta, Magnoliopsida, Malpighiales, Euphorbiaceae. Bases 179 to 1063 code for a protein of 294 amino acids. The record is from RefSeq and is a predicted model, not a curated record. The transcript has 5 exons.
AACGUGUCCGCUUUUGCUGUGGCCCAUACAUUAAUUUCAGAAUUCAGAUUUUACCCAAGAAUCAAGAAGCGGACAACUAACAAGCAUUUGGUCAAAUCCUGAGUCUACCGAUCUCACUCAGUUUAUCAAUUUCUCAGCUCCAUAAUCUCAUUCUUGAAUCCCAACUGAUAAUUGAAUAAUGGAUAUUUCCACUUUGAGUCGUGCGCAAAUCACACUGAUGGGAUCGGCAUGUUGUACAAUGCUUACAAUGCAUUUUACAGUACAGCUCCUAUCACAGCAUCUUUUUUACUGGAAAACCCCAAAGGAGCAAAAGGCUAUACUCAUUAUUAUCCUUAUGGCUCCUAUUUAUGCAAUUAACUCGUUUGUCGGUUUGUUGGAUGUUCAAGGUAGUAAAGCGUUCUUCAUGUUUUUGGAAUCCGUUAAGGAAUGUUAUGAAGCUUUGGUGAUUGCCAAGUUCUUAGCUCUGAUGUAUAGUUACUUGAAUAUAUCCAUGAGCAAAAAUAUUGUGCCGGAUGGAAUCAAAGGAAGAGAAAUUCACCAUUCUUUCCCGAUGACUCUUUUCCAGCCUCACACUGUCCGGCUGGAUCAUCGUACUCUAAGGCUCCUCAAAUACUGGACAUGGCAAUUUGUCGUUAUUCGCCCAAUAUGUUCCAUCUUGAUGAUAACAGUACAAAUUCUUGGGAUAUACCCAACAUGGUUGAGUUGGACAUUUACCAUCAUUCUCAACAUUUCGGUUUCUCUGGCGCUGUACUCUCUUGUGAUGUUUUACCAUGCAUUUGCAAAAGAGUUGGCACCACAUAAUCCACUUGCUAAGUUCUUGUGCAUCAAAGGGAUUGUCUUCUUUUGCUUUUGGCAGGGAUUGGUGCUUGAGAUGCUUGUUGCGGUGGGUGUAAUUAAAUCUCAUCAUUUCUGGUUGGACGUGGAGCACCUUGAGGAAGCCCUUCAGAAUGUCUUGGUAUGUCUAGAGAUGGUUGUAUUUUCUGUUCUCCAACAGUAUGCAUACAAUGUUGCACCGUAUAGUGGAGAUGUGGAAAGGAAGAUGAAACUGAACAAACAUGAAUGAUACGAUCAGACCACGAAACUUCAGAGACAGUAAAUAGAAUAUGCAUUAUGGAGUAUUUUUCUUGAUUGCUUAUGCUUCUGUUGAAAGGAGUCGAUACCUUCGGAUCUGCUUAGCAGCUUAGGUGAGCAUGUGUUGUAUGGCGUAUGUAGUGAAAGACAAAUUUGUUGUGCUUGCCUAAUGCUUGUAGAAGUCUCUCUGUGAUUACAGUAUAUAAAGUACUGCUAAUAAUAAAUUAUGAAGCAUUAUAAGUUGUGAUGUUGCUUCUUGAAAA